AUAAAUUCCUCAGCUUGAAAGAUAGAUAAGUCCAGAAGGAGCCAUUUUGACGUUUUUUACUUGCAACAAAUGAAUAAAUGUUUUGUCACCAAAAAAAAAAAAAGGAAUAAAUGAUUAAUACUCAUUGGCCUGCCUGCAUUCGCUAAACAACCACCACCCAGUAACUCCUUUAAUUCAUUCCCUCCCAUGAUUCUCUCCGACAAACCCACAUCGGACUCUGGAGCAGACAAAUAAUUUUUGUAAUAUGGUUAAGUGUUUCAGUUUCACUGCAACGCGGGAUUCGUGCUUUCGUUGCAGCUUCUCCAGCGCCGGUCUCCGAUCAUCGACGACGGACCUCGGAGAUGGCACCGUCAUGCACGUUUGGAUCCCCAAACUCCAUGUCCAAUCCAAGCCGACGUUAGUCCUCAUCCACGGCUUUGGCGCCAACGCUAUGUGGCAGUGGAACGACUUCAUUUCACCUCUCAUCUCCCGCUUCAACGUCUACGUCCCGGACCUCCUCUUCUUCGGGGAGUCCUACACGACCCGACCCGAACGAUCGGAGCAAUUCCAGGCGGAGUGUGUAGUCCGGGUCAUGGAGGCCCAUGGGGUGGUUAGUGGUAUGAACGUGGUUGGUAUCAGUUACGGGGGAUUUGUGGGAUAUAGGAUGGCGGCGCAGUUUAAGGAGAGGAUAGAGAAGGUGGUGCUAUGUUGCACUGGGGUGUGUCUGGAAGAGAAAGAUAUGGAAGAAGGAAUGUUUAAAGUGAAGAGCGUGGAUGAGGCUGUUAGUAUUUUGUUACCCCAAACGCCAGAUAAAAUGAGGGAGUUGAUGAAGCUUUCCUUCUAUAAGCCUACUCAAAGAGUUCCUUCUUGCUUCCUAAACGAUUUCAUCCAUGUGAUGUGUACAGAAUACCUUCAAGAGAGAAAAGAUUUGAUUUUAGCAUUACAUAAGGACAGAAAACUGUCUGAUCUUUCAAAGAUAACCCAGCCAACACUAAUAAUCUGGGGAGAGCAUGACCAAAUAUUCCCUUUAGAAUUGGGACACAGAUUGAAAAGGCAUUUGGGAGACAAUGCAGAACUGGUGAUCAUAAAGAAUGCAGGGCAUGCCAUCAAUGCAGAGAAACCUAAAGAGCUAUUCAAGCACUUGAAAUGUUUCCUUAUCGAUCCCCUCUCCCGGGCUAAACCCGGAAACUGAGCAAUGGCCGUAGAACAGAUUCAAAGGUGUCAUCUAUGAAUCACUGACGCAACUCUUUUUCUCUCAUGUUCAUGUCGAGUGUUCUGCACAUAUACACUUGGAUACGGCACAUAUUAGAACAUACGAAAAAAAGUUGAAGACAAUCUUGACAUAGCCGAGGCAUGAGUAUCCAGAAAAAAGCAUAGAAGGAUAUGGGAGAACUUUUUUCAACGAAAAGUAGAGGUGGAAAGAAGAGCUCUGUUUUAGGAAGAGUAAGAGGCUGGAUGAAGCUUUGGAAAGAAAAUGAUAGAUGAAGAUGAAAAAAGGAGUAGUUUUAGCAAAUAAAUAAGCAAAAGAUUCUGGUAUGAGAAAACAAUGUAGCUUAGGGUCCUUUUUCAAUUUAUUAUAAAAAUGUUAAAAGGGAUUAGUUACCGCUUAGAUACUUUGAUUAUGAUAAAGAAAAAUAUAAUAAGUUUUAGAUGAUUUAGAAAAAGGGUCAAUAUGUUGUUUGACUUCUGAAUUUUUUCGAAAAUAUUUAGUUGUUAUUCAAA
Molecule: messenger RNA, 1701 nt
Organism: Gossypium arboreum
Lineage: Eukaryota; Viridiplantae; Streptophyta; Magnoliopsida; Malvales; Malvaceae
Exons: 5
Coding region: 245-1171 (308 amino acids)
Molecular function (GO): catalytic activity
Source: RefSeq, a predicted model, not a curated record